CUUAGACCUAUAUGAAUGUUUAAUUUCAGAUUAAGUGAAGAAAGAGGAUGGGAGCUCAUGUGGUUGUCUACAGGUCUUUUUGCUCCUAGUCAAACUUUAUUGAAAGAAUUGACCUUGUUUUUACGCACACGCAGGCAUCCCAUUGCCAUGGAUUCUCUUCAGAGACUUCAGAAAACACUCAGAACUGGACAGAGAAAAUACCCACCACAUUUGGUAGAAGUAGAAGCAAUUCAACAUAAAACUACACAAAUUUUUCAUAAAGUUUAUUUUCCUGAUGAUACAGAUGAAGCAUUUGAAGUAGAUUCUAGUACAAGAGCCAAAGAUUUUUGUCAGAAUAUUGCACAGAGAUUAAAUUUAAGAUCUGCAGAAGGGUUUAGUUUAUUUGUGAAAAUUGCUGACAAAGUGAUAAGUGUACCAGAAGGAGAUUUCUUUUUUGAUUUUGUUCGGCAUUUAACUGACUGGAUUCGGAAAGCAAGACCUACAAGAGAUGGUUCAAUUCCUCAGUUCACAUAUCAAGUGUUUUUCAUGAAAAAAUUAUGGACAAAUACAGUUCCUGGGAAAGAUAGAAAUGCAGAUAUAAUAUUUCAUUAUCAUCAGGAAUUGCCAAAAUUAUUACGUGGAUAUCACAAAUGCACUAAAGAUGAUGCAGCAAGAUUGGCUGCCCUUAUUUAUAGGGUAAGAUUUGGUGAAAGCAAAGUGGAAUUACAAGCUAUUCCAACAUUACUAAGAGAACUAAUUCCUGCUGAUAUAAUGAAAGUACAGAGCACUAGUGAUUGGAAAAGAUCAAUCGUUGCUUGUUAUAAUUCGGAUGCUGGUCUAACUCCCGAAGAUGCUAAAGUUAACUUUCUAAAAACAAUAUACAAAUGGCCUACAUUUGGCUCAGCAUUUUUUGAAGUGAAGCAAACAACUGAUCCAAGUUAUCCAGAACAGCUUCUUAUAGCAAUUAAUAAACAAGGAGUUAGUUUAAUAAAUCCAAUAUCUAAGGAUAUUUUAAUUACCCAUCCUUUCACUCGUAUAUCCAAUUGGAGUAGUGGAAAUACUUAUUUCCACAUGACUAUUGGAAACUUGGUCCGUGGAAAUAAGUUAUUAUGUGAAACUCCACUGGGUUAUAAAAUGGAUGAUCUUCUAACAUCAUACAUCAGUUUAAUGCUAACAAAUAUGAAUAAGCAAAGGACAAUACGAAUUAAGAACUAAAUGUAAAUUUGUUUGCCCAAAGAAAAGUUGCUUGUUGAUAAGUAAUAGAUUACUAUGUAAUCUAUACUAUUUGUUAUUGAUGUACAGAAAAUUAAGUGCUCAGAAUGAAAUUUAAAGCUAAUUAACAUGCAAAAUAACUACAAAUUUGAUACUCUGUAUGUUAUGUAAUAUUUAAAAUUUUAAUGUCACAGCCUCAAUGUUUAUAUAUUUUUACACACAAAAUCAUGUUUAUUUUGCACGUUUGGUGCAACGUGAAUGAAAAAAUCAUACAUUCAUCUUGCUCGGCAGGGAUGCGGUCUACGUGCAUACGUGUGUUUUCUUAUUUAAAUUCUCAAGUGCAUCACAAUCAUAGCAACAUUGUAGAUUUUUUAAAUUUUCUGAAUAAAAAUUUUGAAAAAUUAA
This is a messenger RNA of Centruroides sculpturatus (bark scorpion), 1596 nucleotides long. Its product is annotated as myosin-VIIa-like. The record is from RefSeq and is a predicted model, not a curated record. Gene Ontology annotation, cellular component: cytoskeleton. The transcript is spliced from 11 exons. Bases 16 to 1194 code for a protein of 392 amino acids. Lineage: Eukaryota; Metazoa; Arthropoda; Arachnida; Scorpiones; Buthidae.